AUGUCAGGAGUUAUGACUCGCUUACAAAUUGAUUUGAUUGAUAUGAGAACGAGACCGGAUGUCGUAUUGAGUGACACAGUGUAUUUGUGGAUAUUGGAUUGUAUCGAUCAUUUUUCAAAGUUUUCAUGGGCUUCUCCUUUGUUAACCAAGUCGGCAAAUGAAGUUGCUCUACGUUUGAAAGAAUUGUUCUACGUUUUUGAACCGCCACGUUUACUACAUUCAGACAAUGGAAGAGAGUUUGUUGCUAGUGUAAUUGAUGGAUUGAAAGUUUUAUUUCCAUCUAUGUGUUUCGUUCGAGGACGACCUCGUCAUCCACAAUCUCAAGGAUGUGUUGAAAGAGCGA
Didymodactylos carnosus is the source of this 343-nucleotide messenger RNA. The record is from the annotation of a GenBank genome assembly. Lineage: Eukaryota; Metazoa; Rotifera; Eurotatoria; Philodinida; Philodinidae.